Molecule: messenger RNA, 5306 nt
Organism: Heteronotia binoei (common prickly gecko)
Lineage: Eukaryota; Metazoa; Chordata; Lepidosauria; Squamata; Gekkonidae
Gene: CDS1
Product: CDP-diacylglycerol synthase 1
Exons: 13
Coding region: 1147-2472 (441 amino acids)
Cellular component (GO): endoplasmic reticulum membrane
Molecular function (GO): phosphatidate cytidylyltransferase activity
Source: RefSeq, a predicted model, not a curated record
CGACAGUCGGAACCGCCGAGCGCGAGGGGAGCGGUUGCUGGAUGAGAGCGGAGGGAGCGCGAGAGCCCUUCUGAGCUUUGCGGUGCGAAGAGUCGCGGCCACCUCCCCCCCCCACCCCCGACUUUAGCGGCAGCAGCGCGCGUGCGCGUGGCGUUAGCAACGCAGUAGCGUCCCUCUAGUUGGAGGCAAAGGGGGAGGGGGGCCGCGCUCUCCCUGUCGCGCGCUCACCUGGAGUCGUUGCUGAGCCUUGGCCCGCAGGAGAACGGCGAGAGCGCGCUCGCGCGCCAGUGGGGGGAGGGGCACUUGACCACGGGGUGCCUCCCCUCCCCCCCAUUGAAGGGUCCUUGAAAAGGAAAGGAGGGGGAUAGAGAGAGAGAAAGAGGCGCUCUGCUUUCCUUAGCGGGGAGCAGGGGAGGGGACCCUGCGGGGGGGGAGGGUGUGUGUGGCCCAUGGGGGGGAGUCCUAGUUUUGGUGAGGGGCUUCCCUUCAAGAGAGUGACUUUUAAAGAAGGAGGAGGGAGAAUCUAGUCUAACCCCUCACCUUGAAGGUGAAAUAAUAUAUAUUUUAACUGACCCUUUUAAAGAGCUUACCUGACAUUUCGAGGUUCCACUGUGUGGGUUUGUUUUUUUUUUUUUUAAAAAUUAUGCAGAUGUGUCUGUAGAAGUGGAUCUUAAUAUUUGGGAAUCUAUAUGUAUUUGGGGGGGGGGGAGAGAGGAGGAGGGCAGGCAGGUUCUAAUUUCCCCCCUUGGACUUAGAAACAGAUCUCUUCUGAAGCCUUACAAAGUGUGUGGGGUGCUCUUUUUAAGAAGGGAAGGUUUUUACUGGGGUCUUUCUGAAGGGGAGGUUGCCUGUUUUGGGACUGCCUCAUAGGGGUCAUGAGGAAACCCUUUCAAAGGCAUCCAUAGGAUCCUUCUAGGUUUGCCUUACUUUUGCAGUGUUGGGGGGGGGGGAAGGGGGGGAGGAUUCCUGUGGUCUGUGAGACUUUGUCUUUAGGCAGCAAAGUGGGUGGCCGAGCCUAAACUUUUGAAAUUAAGCUCUGUAGUUACCCCGUUAGAGCGGCAGGCCGGCCCUGUGAAUGCAGCCAUCCUACUUCCUUCCCUCCCUGCUUUUGCUGUUGCUGCUGUUUAUUGACCUUACACCAGGGAAAUGUCGGAGCUGAGGAAGCGAGGAGGAGCCGGGGGAGAUCAUGAAGCUGCAAGCAUCACUGACAAGGAUGUGGUUGGAGAGGACAGGUUUGGAGAGCUCGACCUCCGAAGCGAUGCUGAUGUUCCUGAAGUUCCUCCACCAACAGACAGAACUCCAGAAAUUUUUAAAAAGGCCUUAUCUGGCUUGUCUUCCAGAUGGAAGAAUUGGUGGAUUCGUGGGAUUUUAACUUUAGCUAUGAUUUCAUUUUUUUUCCUUGUCAUAUACAUGGGAUCGUUCAUGCUGAUGCUGUUGGUGCUGAGCAUACAAGUGAAAUGUUUCCAUGAAAUUAUUACUAUAGGUUAUAGAGUCUAUCAUUCUUAUGACUUGCCAUGGUUUCGGACGUUAAGCUGGUAUUUCUUACUAUGCGUGAACUACUUCUUUUAUGGAGAGACUGUAGCAGAUUACUUUGCGACGUUUGUUCAAAGGCGAGAACAACUUCAGUUCCUAAUUCGCUACCACCGAUUUAUAUCUUUUACUCUCUAUCUAGCAGGUUUCUGCUUGUUUGUGUUGAGUCUGGUGAAGAGGCACUAUCGUCUGCAGUUUUACAUGUUCGCAUGGACUCAUGUCACUUUGCUGAUCACUGUAACUCAAUCUCAUCUUGUCAUCCAAAAUCUGUUUGAAGGCAUGAUCUGGUUUCUUGUUCCAAUCUCAAGUGUUAUUUGCAAUGAUAUUGCUGCGUAUAUCUUUGGAUUCUUCUUUGGGAGGACUCCUUUGAUUAAGCUGUCUCCCAAAAAGACCUGGGAAGGCUUCAUUGGUGGCUUCUUUACCACCGUUGUGUUUGGAUUCAUUAUGUCGUACCUUUUGGCUCAAUAUCAGUAUUUUGUAUGUCCUGUGGAGUACAGCAGUGAGACGAACAGGUUUGCCACAGAGUGUGAGCCUUCAGAACUGUUCCAGUUACAAAAAUAUGCCAUACCACCGUUGCUGCAGGUUGUACUGGGCAGGGAAACAGUGAACCUGUAUCCAUUCCAGUUGCACAGCAUUGCUUUGUCAACAUUUGCCUCCUUAAUUGGGCCUUUCGGUGGCUUUUUUGCUAGUGGCUUCAAAAGAGCUUUCAAAAUCAAGGAUUUUGCAGACACUAUUCCAGGCCAUGGUGGAAUCAUGGAUCGCUUUGACUGUCAGUACUUGAUGGCUACUUUCGUACAUGUCUACAUCACCAGUUUCGUAAGAGGCCCCAAUCCCAGCAAGUUGUUGAAACAACUGUUGGUACUCCAGCCAGAGCAGCAGUUAAAUGUCUACAAAAUGCUCAAGUCACACCUCAUUGAAAAAGGGAUCCUUCAGAAGGGGUAGGAGGACCAAACUGGGGACUACGAAAGAAAAGCACAGCUGGAAGAGCAGGUUUUUCUUGUGCAAAUCACCAUGAGUUGGACUGAAGCCAGACCGUGAGUCAGGCGACAUGAAUGUCUAUUACUGAGAUUACUGUGAAUAACCAGGAGGCCAUGCAAGAUUUUUUAAGUUUCUCUUUCUCUCUUUUAAACAAUUGCAUGUUUUUGUGUGCAUUGUCUCUCUCUCCCCCCACCCCUCUUGGUUCUGACGUAAUGCAACUCGUCUUUCUUUCCUGCUUCACAGUUGGUUAAAAUGGUUAUGCAACACACUCCCGCACAAACAAAAGGAAUCCAAGGGAGUGUGCUAUUACUUUAUAUAAAUUUGUUUUGUUGCGAUGAUAUUUAGUGACUCUGGCUCAGUUAGUGACGCUGUAUAGUACUGCACUGGUUAUCAUUGCCACUUUAGGUGACAGAAUGACUGAACUGUAACUGAUCGGUGGGUGGGUAGAUGCUCUUUGUAUUGCAUGUAGAAAACAGCCUGCAGUGAGACAGGCACCUAUGCCAGGUUUCUCCAGUUAGUUUUAUUCCUAGCGGUGGACAUAGAGUCAGCCACAAAAGGGAAAUAAAUGCCUUUGGGGAGGUUGCCAGGAUCUUCCCAGUAGAAUCCAAAUGGCCAGUAGAAGGUCAGGCCUCUUUCCGUGCCAUCACUUUCUGUUUGGGGACUUCCAGACCCCAGGGAUUGGCUGCUCUCUGAAAGGAGCCUUGGUUAUUGGUGCCUCAGCCUACAGGUGUGUUGACUGGAAACAGCUUCCCCUUGUUUGCGAUCAGUGCAAUACAAGUGCUAAGUCAGCAAUAUUUAGGUCACCCUCAUGUAGACUGGCGGCCUGUGCCGGCCUUCUUGUGAGACGGAUGUGAGUGCGUCCUCCACCAGCUCGGUCUCGAGGGUGUUAGGGCCAGCAUCAUAUGGUUACAACAUCUGUGGCAUCAGCAGGGCAUCUGGACACAUUGAAUGUUAUCAGAGCUCCAUGAGUUCUGUGUGGCACAUGACUCUUGUGCUAUUUGUGGCAUGAGCUGUUUCCUCGUUGCUUUUAUGCAGUUUUCCUUUUAUCACGUCAUAAACCAAAACAGACGACUUUAAGAAAAAAAAUCUAAUACAAACAAUGAAUACAAAAGCACACAAAUGCCAAAAGAAAUGUGGUUCAGUGGUAACUAAGUAGGAUUUAAGGCAGGGAGGUUGCCGGCUUUGAGAAAGCUUUUCCUAAGCAGGCCUUGGAGCAAUGAAGGCGAGCCUGGAAGAACAGUCUGUGCUCUGGCAGCGCUCACGUUCAUAUCAUCGAGGUCAGUGCAGGAGGACACUGCGCCACACUUAGUGCAGGUGAGAUUGCAUUCGCUCAGAGCAUCUGGGCGAAAGGUUUUCUGAAGGGUUGAAGGUGCUUCUUCUGGUGCUGCUUGAUGGGAACAGAGAGAGAGUGCCAGAGAUUAACCUCUGCGUUUGACCAGGAAGGACCAUCUGUUUCUAUUGUCACAGCAGCCAUGGUAGCUGGAGGCUCAGUUUUAAGCGUGGCUCCCUAGAACAGUGGUAGGAUGGUCAGUGUACAAGGCCACAGCCCAUUUACUAUGGAAUCUGUAGUAAGUGGACAAGUACAUCACCAGUCUCCAGUACAAAGAGUCCCUUCUGACAUUACCUUGGCAGUGUCGGAAGAGAAGGCUGCGGGUUCCCUUUCUUGCGUCACUCUAGGAAUGAUAGUAGUUGAAGGUCAAGACAGGAAGGUCUGCUAAUAUGGCUCUUUCCCCUCACUGGCAGUGAUUAUCCCGGAAAGUGGGCCAGACUUGGUGUGGGAGAGGAGCCACGUCAUAGGCCCUGAUUCCCUGAUCUUUUGCCUUCAGGGCGAGGGAUGCAACCGCUCCUCUCGCUGUGCUCUUGGUAACCUAAGACUGGAGUCAGACUCUCUUUUUUGUGCCACGUCAUAAUUUCUGCUGCUGCCUUUUGGGUUCUCUGAAGAAAUCCUCUUGCACAACAGACUUUGCAGCCACACUGCUUCUCGUGAGCUGCAGGAGCCUUGCCUGCUGUACAGAUCGGCACAUGUUGGAUUUCUUCAGGUGACUCAUUUCUCUGGGGAUCCCAGGAAACAAGUGAUUGCGAAAGUCCUUCGCCGGGUGAGGAAAGCAGCCUAGUUACACAAUUAAACAUUCUCCCCCAACUUCCAAAGCUUCCCCUUUUUUUGCCUUCAGUAGUGCCAGGGUGGACGCACCGCUGAACAGGGCUGAUAUUUAUAUUUUAAAAUACAAUAUUUUAUAUUUUAAAAUACAAUCAGUCUCCACCACAUAGUCUUCCACUGAAGAUUUCUCUGUGAUGAACAGUGACAUUAGAUAUCUACUUAUUGCACAAUCUCACGCAGAACAGAGAGAUCCAGGCAUGACUGUUAAGCUGGAACAAAAAAAAAACAGCCUCAAACUGGAAAUAAAAGAAUAGAGUAGCCAUGGGAAUGAUGCCAGCAGCGGGUUCGAAUCCAAAAGCAUCUGUAGGAAUAUUUGCACUGAAGUAAGCUGUCACUCAUAAACCUUUGGGACUUAGAACAUUACGGUAGUUUUGUUAGAAAGAUACUCUGCCUACUUGUUUCAUUCUGAAGACUGGAUCAUAUAAAACUGUAAAGCUUAAUUUUAAUGUAAAGCUUAAUUUUAAUGUAAAAUUGUAUCUUUUGGAUUAUUUUUGGUGUAAUUUUUAUAGCAUUUGUAUUAAAAAAAAUAAGACUAUUUAAGCCAUUGAAUGCUGGAGAUGAAUCUACCGGCUCCAUUUGCACUGUUAAGGGACACUAUUAUAAAAUGUUGCUACUUAUUAAAAGAUGAAUGCUUCCUGGA